ACAGCCAAGGAGAUCGCCAAAAAGCUCUUCGCCGCGGGCGCGGUAUCCUCUGAGGCUGACGAAGACUUAUUCACUAUACUGCACAAGAUAGUGUGCUCCGGUAACACUGAGCUCGUUCGCGCUUUCUUUCAAUAUGAACCAAACGCAAAAGCGGCUGUCAACACGCCGGCGUUCGGACAGUUUUGGAACAUAGCUGUCUAUCCUAUCAUAUCUGCCAUCACACAAGGGUCGUACUCCAUCUUCGCGCUUCUGCUUGCAUAUGGCGCCAAGCUCAACGUUACAGAGGAAGAAUUCAGUCGGUUUAUGGAACUCAGGAAACAUCACAGGAACCACAUGGGCGACCAGAACCCUCUGCAUUUUGUCGCGAUGCCAGUGGAAUUUGUUCUCGGGCGUCAGGACGACUCGCUGGAAUGGCUUGCUCUCGUCAUGGCACUGGGUGCAGCAGUCAGCCUUCCGACGAGAGAUGCAGCUCAGAACGCCAAGAACUCAUGGGCUGCCGAUCGUCGCGUCACCCUGAUCGACUGGGUGAGUUGCGCCAUCCGCGCGAUCGAGGACCAUUUGCAGCACCUCGAGAAGCGUGCAGAGUCUGUUGCACCGGACGAGUUGGACAGAUGGGCAUCAACACCUGGCUGGAAAGCUGAAGUUGGCAAGAUUGUACGGCAGUUGAGAGUGCAACAGAAAUCUGCAACUUUCCAAAAGCCAGACCCAGUAGCGGAUAAGGAGCGCCAGCGCAAGGCGAAGGAAUACUUCAGUGCAGUGGAAGGUCUCUUGGACGGUGCAAAGACGUGGGACGAGCUCUAUCCGGACAAUAAGGCUGGCUUGGGGGCCAGAGGUUAUCUCAACUCCUCGUACAUUCUUCCCGUGCAGAACUCGUCGCACUUUCGCUACGAACGCAGGCAACGAACAGGAAUGUGGCAAACCACCGUAGUCCCUUCUCACUUGACGGCGCGCUACGAUGAGCUGUUCGAGGCUUGCGCGAAUGGCGAUAAUGCGAAGGUCCAGAAGCUGUGUCUGGGCAGCAAGUCGCAAGAACAGCCGCUGCAGAUUGUGGCGCAGCUUACAACCACGUGGGCUAUCAGUAACCCAUUGUCUUUGGCUGUGGCAGGACAUCAUUGGGAUACUGCCAGGCUCAUUCUGGCUAUUGCCGCUGCACAUCAUCAUCCUGAACCAGACAAGGCGGGAAAGUUCCAAACACGUAACAUUAUGCUAGGUGAGAAGCACUGCUUGCCACAGUAG
This is a messenger RNA of Laetiporus sulphureus 93-53, 1236 nucleotides long. RefSeq lists its product as uncharacterized. Lineage: Eukaryota; Fungi; Basidiomycota; Agaricomycetes; Polyporales; Laetiporaceae. The annotation marks the transcript as partial. The record is from RefSeq and is a predicted model, not a curated record. The transcript has 3 exons.